UACGAAAUGGACGACAACUACUCGUAAUUGAACCCCCUCCCUCUCUCCCCCCGCUACCCCCCAUUCCACACCCCCUCGCUGCCGUGCCCUGCUACCCUCACCUACCUCAAAUUGCACACCCACAUCAGCGACAACUCUACGGAGAUACGCAAACACAAUCACCCCCCCCCGUGUCCCCGCUAUUCGUCAUAACCCCGGUUUCGUCGCUACUAGUGCGCCAUCAACCUCUAGUGAAACCCGCUUUUCCUUAGCAGCACACUCGUUCCCUACAAGCUGGUUGCUUGCACUCCCCACCGUCAUCGCCACCACCUUCACUUUCAAACUCCACAACACUGCAAGAUGGAGAACGCGCAAGUUGCUGACUGGCAUGGUUUUGCCAAUGACUACAGCCACAACAUCGAGAAUGGAGCUACGAACAUCCUGCGCCACCGUCGCCAGUCGAAUGUGAAUAUCGACGCCAUUCACGACCUCCAGCUCGAUGACUCGACCAUGGCGCCUGCCCAGCUCUACGCUACCGAGUCAGGCCGUCUUUUCCACUCCGGCAAGAUCGCUAUCGUAACCGUUGGACUUCCCGCCAGGGGCAAGACGCACGUCACUGUCGCGCUUACGAGAUACCUGAGAUGGCUCGGUGUCAAGACCCGCGCCUUCCACCUCGGUGAUUACCGUCGUGCGCAUAUGGGACCCGGCAAGGACGUUCCUCAUGACUACUUUUUCGUCAACGCUUCUGCCGAGGCUGUCAAGCUGCGUCAGACCAUCCUCCAGAAGUGUAGGCUUGAUCUUUACCACUUCUUCGACCACGAGAAGGGUCAGAUCGCGAUUUACGAUGCUGUCAAUCCGCUCGCCGAGGGACGUAGGCAGCUGGCCAAGGAGUUCGCCAAGCAUGAGAUCCAGACCAUCUUCAUCGAGUCGUACGUCGACGAUGAAUCGAUCAUCGAGGAGAACGUGAGAAGCGUCAAGAUUUCAUCUCCGGAUUAUGCUGGUUGGAACGCCGACGAAGCGGUGGCGCAUUACAUCAGCAGGAUGAACGCCAAGAUUCCGCAUUUUGAGACGAUGGCAGAGAAAGAUCUCAAUUACAUCAAGAUGAUCAAUGCUGGCCAGCGUUAUCAUGUCAACAAUUGCCGGUUUGGGUAUCUUCCCAACCGCAUUGUGUUUUACCUGAUGAACUUGCACAUCAAGUCCAGGAAGACCUACUUCGCGCGUGCCGGAAGCUCCGAUGAGGAAUACUCCUACAAGGCCGAUGCUGGCUUGUCCAAGGAAGGUGAAAAGUACGCCAAGCGUCUUGCCGAUGCGCUCAUGGGACACCGUGAGCAGGAACACCAGCAGUUCCUGGAGCAGGGAGGUUGCGAGACCGAACUGCGGCGUCUUACCAUCUGGACCAGCACCAGGCGCAGGACCGUGCAGACUGCGUCCCCCCUCAAGGACUUGGGCUUUGCUAUCCGGGAGAAGACCCAGUUGGCGCAGCUUAACCCCGGUGAUGCGGGGAAGCUUAGCGAUGCGGAUCUACGGAAGAACUACCCUGACCAUUGGGAGGAGCACCUCCAGGACAGUUACCAUCACAGGUAUCCGAGGGGUGAGAGUUACCAUGACUUGGCGGUUCGCAUGGAGCCCAUCAUCCUUGAAUUGGAGCGUGAGAAAAAUGAUCUUUUGAUCAUUGCCCACGAGAGCGUUCUCCGCGUCCUUUACGGAUAUCUGAUGGCCUGCUCCACCCAAGAUAUCCCCAGCUUGGUCUUCCCCAGGAAUGAGAUCGUUGAGAUCAUUCCUGAGUCUUACAACAACAAGAGCAAGAGGAUCAAGAUUGCCAACACCAAUGCCAAGGGCGAAUACAUCGCGUAAGCAUUCGUAAUGAACGAAAUAAUGCUGCAACGAUUGUCGGGUUUUCCUUUUUUCUUUUUCGAAACGAGUCGGCAUCGCAGGUGUUAAGGUGUUCACAUAAACUGGGUUUCUCUUGUCUGUUUCUCUUGAUUGUUUCUUCAAUCGUGGUUUUUUUGCUUGUUUGCGAUCUACACUGUGCUUGCGUAGGGGAUGGGCGGGAUUGAAUGAGCGUCCGACUUUCGUUCGGGAAUAAUGUGUGAUUUGCUUAUUUGUAGGGGCUUGAUAUCCUGGAGUUUCUUGGGCAUUGGGUUUCCUUAGGCGUAUAUGGGCUAUGUACGCGAUAUGAAUCCAAUGUCUUCAAUGGGUAGUCUUGCUCUUGUCCCGGAUGGUCACAGACUGUCAAUCAUCGACGGCUGCUACGGUAGGCUCGCUGCUGAUCCUAUCCUCUCGAUUAUGGGCUUAAUAGCCGAGCGACGC
Tricharina praecox is the source of this 2289-nucleotide messenger RNA. RefSeq names its product 6-phosphofructo-2-kinase-domain-containing protein. NCBI's taxonomy places the organism in Eukaryota, Fungi, Ascomycota, Pezizomycetes, Pezizales, Pyronemataceae. The coding region runs from base 340 to 1833 and encodes 497 amino acids. Gene Ontology annotation, biological process: fructose metabolic process; fructose 2,6-bisphosphate metabolic process. Gene Ontology annotation, molecular function: 6-phosphofructo-2-kinase activity; fructose-2,6-bisphosphate 2-phosphatase activity; ATP binding. The record is from RefSeq and is a predicted model, not a curated record. The transcript is spliced from 8 exons. Gene Ontology annotation, cellular component: cytosol.